Protopolystoma xenopodis is the source of this 297-nucleotide messenger RNA. Lineage: Eukaryota; Metazoa; Platyhelminthes; Monogenea; Polystomatidea; Polystomatidae. The record is from the annotation of a GenBank genome assembly.
AUGCGCAUCUGCGUGGUCGUCGUGCGGCCGGAAAGCCUGUGUCGUCCAGACAAUGCGGCCGCAUGUUCACCUCCAAGACUGGCUGCUAGCCGGCCUGUUGCCGCCCUCGUCUGCGCUCAUGCCGACCGGCCGGGCCAGUCGGUUCAGGCAGCGGCCAACGCCCAAGUUGGAACGAGACUGGGCUCAACUUGCCCACAGGCCCGGCUGGCCGGGCAUAAGGCUUUUUACACGGACCAGGCCGGGCGCAGCCACGGAUUACGACGGAAGCCCACGUCUGACCGGCCCAGGACUGGGUGA